Molecule: messenger RNA, 663 nt
Organism: Plasmodium relictum
Lineage: Eukaryota; Apicomplexa; Aconoidasida; Haemosporida; Plasmodiidae
Product: conserved Plasmodium protein, unknown function
Exons: 1
Coding region: 1-663 (220 amino acids)
Source: RefSeq, a predicted model, not a curated record
AUGCAUAAAGUAAAACUGUCAAUUUUUUAUGUGAUAUUUUUAUAUCAAUUUAUACUGACUUAUACAUAUAGCACAACAAAAACUAAUGAAAAUGGAAAUAUUUUAUCUACAGACAUACCUAGUAAAAACAUAAGAAGUGAUUUAAAAAAUUUAAAUUCUGAUGUAAAAGCAAAAAAAGAAAAUAAUAGUAUUAAAAUAAGAAAAAAUAUGAAUAAAUUAUUUAAUACUCUAUUUCCUAAUGAUAUAGAAAGUCAAAAUGAAAAAAAUAAUUUCGAUAAUAAAUAUGAAAAAGGAAAUUUAGAAGAUAAUAUAUAUAGAAAAAAUAUAUCAAGUCAUAAAAUGGAUUUAAAUGAGAAAGAAGUUAGCAUAAAAAGCGAUACUUUGAAAAAUACGAAAUUGUUCAGUAAUGAAAUGAAAAUUGAAUAUAUAAAAAAUGGAAAUGAAGCAACACUAAAUAAACAAAAUGCUUUUGGUGUAUUUGGAAAUGGUGAAAAAAUGAAAAGUGAAUCAAGAUUUGCUAUUUUUAAUUAUUUAAAAGAUUUUUUUCAAAACUCUUCUUAUAUGAAAAAUUUCAGAAAUUUCAUAGAAAUUUUUUUUAAUAAAUAUGAUCAACGUAUAUUAGAGUCUACUGUUUUUUUUAAUUUUGAUGAAACACUAUUUUAG